AUGAAAACCAUCAUCGUUCUUUCCCUCCUGGCUGUAGCCAUCGCCGCACCUCAAGCACCUACCGAGCCAAUUCCAAUUGUCCGUCAAGACAGCCAAAUCAACCCAGAUGGCUCCUAUCAAUAUUCAUAUGAAACUGGGAACGGCAUAACCGCUGAGGAGAAGGGAGCUUUGAAGAACAUCGGAGCUGAGGAGCCAGCUUUGGAAGUUCAAGGUCAAUUCCAGUACCCCAGCGAGGACGGUGGUAGCAUUCAGUUGACCUACAUCGCCAACGAGAACGGAUUCCAGCCUCAGGGAGCGCAUCUGCCAACUUCUCCACCUAUUCCCGAGGCCAUCCAGCGUGCGCUUGAUUACUUGGCCACCGCUCCACCACAACCAGAGAAUGGAAGCCAA
This is a messenger RNA of Iphiclides podalirius (scarce swallowtail), 390 nucleotides long. The record is from the annotation of a GenBank genome assembly. NCBI's taxonomy places the organism in Eukaryota, Metazoa, Arthropoda, Insecta, Lepidoptera, Papilionidae.